Messenger RNA from Etheostoma spectabile (orangethroat darter), 2291 nucleotides. RefSeq names its product ankyrin repeat and SOCS box containing 11 (gene asb11). The record is from RefSeq and is a predicted model, not a curated record. Gene Ontology annotation, molecular function: protein binding. The coding region runs from base 27 to 911 and encodes 294 amino acids. Gene Ontology annotation, biological process: protein ubiquitination; intracellular signal transduction; positive regulation of protein catabolic process. NCBI's taxonomy places the organism in Eukaryota, Metazoa, Chordata, Actinopteri, Perciformes, Percidae. The transcript is spliced from 7 exons.
GGAGGAGUCUUCUGUUCAUUUUCAUCAUGGCUGCAGUUCAGACUGAGGUUUCCCUGUGCUCACAACCUUGGCAGAGAUCCUUUUACAUCUAUGGGGGGUUGGCAUGCAACUCGCUGAUGGCUGACUUCUGGUCAGACAGAACUCCUCUCCAUGAAGCUGCCUACCAAGGCCGACUGCUACAAUUGAGAAGCCUCAUCGCUCAGGGCUUCCAUGUAGACACACUUACCAUGGACAGAGUCUCUCCUCUCCAUGAAGCUUGCCUUGGUGGUCAUUAUGCUUGUGCAAAGUUCCUGCUGGACAAUGGUGCAAAUGUGGAGGCAGUAUCAACCAAUGGCGCCACGCCGCUCUUCAACUCUUGCAGCAGUGGGAGUGCUACCUGUGUCAGGCUCAUGUUGCUGCACAGUGCCUCCCUCCACACCCCCUACCUGCUGGCAUCACCCAUCCAUGAGGCUGCUAAGAAAGGUCACACAGAGUGUCUGAAGGUGCUGCUGUCGUAUGGAGCUCAUAUCGACAUGGAGCUGCCGGUAGUUGGGACGCCGCUGUAUUCCGCCUGCAUGGCCCGGGCUGCAACCUGCGUCGCAAUGCUACUACAAUCAGGAGCAGAUGUUCGAAUCGGGUGUGGGCAGGACAGUCCUUUACAUGCUGCAGUUCGAGGGGAAGGCGCCAUCAUAGUGGAUCUUCUUCUGGACUUUGGGGCUGAUGGGUGUUGUAGGAACGUAGACGGAAAGACUCCUCUGGAUCUGUCGACGCCGAACAGCGCAGUAAGAAUAGCGCUGCAGAAAAAAGGUCCCUGCUCUCUGACUCAGCUCUGUCGGUUUUGUAUUCGUCGAAGUCUGGGAAGGAGUCGUCUCCAUAGAGCCUCUGGCCUCUUCCUCCCUCUUAGUAUUAAGGACUUUCUUCUCUACCAGUGAAAUGUUUCUGCUCUGCUACUGCAGCUCUUUGAUAGAUAGAUAGAUAGAUAGAUAGAUAGAUAGAUAGAGCCUGUUGUCUGUGUCUGUUGUCCCAGGUAUAUGUACUCAUCAACCAUGUCCACAUCUCCCCCAGAAUGCAAAGGGGCUGGGAGCCGCACCAGUGCUCCGUACUCUCCAUCCUGCUGGUGUCGUCAGGGCCGGCAGCUUUGCGCUGGCCAAUAAAACGGGAGGCACGUAUACAGACUGUUGUAAUUCCUACACCGUUCACCUUAUUUGGAUGUAAAUAUGCUCAAAUUAAAGCUGAAAGUCGGCAGUUAAAGCCCAUCUGGUUCGCUUCAUUUCAAAUCCAUUGUGGUGGUGUAUAGAGCCAAAAAGAUUAGAAUUGUGUCAAUGUCCCGAUAUUUAUGGACCCGACUGUAUACUGAGUUGCCCUUCACAUUUGUGCCUUGUCCCCGACUAACAAGGCAAAGUAAAAAAAAAAAAGUUAUUCAGAGAAUGGGACUCAUCUGUAUUUUGCAGUAACUUUAAUGUAUCAGGUUUUGUAUUUAUACUUUUAAUGAAGAGCUCUCCAUUCCGCAUCUAUGGAUUUUACAUCAUUCCAAAUGUUUUUAAAGGAAAACUACAGAUUUUACAAUCUAAGUCUGGAUAGUACUUUUGCAUGUGUGGGGAGAAAAGUUGUGGAAGGGAGCUGUGCGGAAUCUGUCAUGUUGCCUUGAGUGGCGUCUCUUGAGUCAGUAUCCAUUAAGGACUAAAAAUCUGGAGGUGUGGAGUUAGAAAGAAGUGAUGUUACCAGACCUCUCUAGCCCAUUCCUCACCUCUGCUUGAUGCUCACAAGGCAACACUAGCCUAUAUAGCAUUACAGACCCGAGUUGUUGUAUUGUGGGUAAUGUAGGCAAAUGUUUUUGACAAGGGAAUAAUGUGUGGAAUAAGAAGAAGAUAUCUCUGGUUCUGCCGCAUCAACUUGCAUUCUUUUUUAUGUGCAAACUAAAUUGGUGGACUGGUAUUGUUAUGCAGGAUUAUAAAGUAUUUUAAAGAUGAUUGUAAUGUUUUGUAUUAUCUAUACUUAUCUUUUGUGAUCUAUGUCUUUUCUUUCAGAAUUUGGUGUUUCACUGUUUUAGCUUUAAUUGGCUCAUAAUUUCACAAUUGGUGUGGAGUGCAUUGCCUUGUCACUACUUCUGAUCUGUUUGCUAGUCAAAUAUUUGAGGUUUACAAACAGUAAUGUGGAGUCAUUUGCAGUUGUGUGCCCUAAUGUGCAAUAUAGUACAUAUGCAGUAAGUUGUGUAUUUGCAGGGGAGUUUCUCUAUGAACAUUACCCUAAUAGUCAUCCUGCUAUUAGCACAUUUGUACAUCCACUGCACUUCCUACAAUAAAAUCUUCUGA